AUGACAUUUCCACCUCCAGAGUUUAACCUGAAGGUCCUUCUGGAGAAACUGAAGGGUGAUGAAUUAAAGAGCUUCAAAUGUCAACUAUGGACCCUUCCUGAAUUCAGAGAUGAUCUACAGAGACCCUCAUCCUGCGACGUACAGGAUGCAGAUAACAUGGAACUGGCAGACAUUCUGACCAAGAAAUUCCCAAGCAAUAGGCUGAGGCACGUGACCCUGAACAUCCUGGAGAAGAUAAGUUGCACAGAAUCGUUUCAAACCUCAGGUAGAGAAACAAGACACAGGAGCAUAAUAGAAAAACUCUCUUUGUUCUGGAGAAAUAGAUAUUGCACAAAAAGUUUCCAUGUCCAUGACAACAUGCACAGAAGCCAGGAGCUGAUGCAAUUCUUUAAUCCAAAAAUAGCCACAAAGUCACUGUCGGAAACGGUGGUUCUGUAUGGUCCUGCAGGUGUUGGGAAAACCACACUGGCCAAAAAGUGUUUGCAGGAAUGGACUGCGGGAGGGCAGGGUGGACAAAUUCGAUGUGCCUUUUACCUCCAGUGUAGAGAGCUCAAUCAUAUGGAACCUUGUACUUUUGGGAAGAUGAUCUGCAUGGACUCUCCUGAGUGGGAAGAUGAAAUCAUGGAGAUCUUAACUCUGACACAGGAAGUCCUGUUUGUGGUGGAUGGUUUUGACGAGCUGAGGGUCCCAGUGGAGGCGCUGAUCAAUGAACUAUGUGGUGACUGGGGGACAAAGCAUCCAGCACCCAUCCUCCUGAGCAGUUUACUGAAGAGGAAAAUGCUUCCCCAUUCCAUGGUGCUGGUUACCACACAGCCUCAGGCCUUACGGGAUCUCAUUCUGUUGGUGGAGCAGCCACUCUUUAUAGAGGCUGAAGGCUUCUCAGAGGAGGAAAGACAGGCAUUCUUCCAGAGACACUUUGGAGACGAGAAAGAGGCAUUUCGAGCUCUCAGUGCUGUGAGGGCCAAUUCUGCUCUGUUCCACCUGGCCUCAGCUCCUGAUGUCUGCUGGAUGAUCUGUACCUGUCUAGCACUUCAGGAGAAGGGGGAAGACCUUGCUGUGACUUGCCAGACCUGUACCUCAUUGUUCCUGAAGUUUCUCUGCACCCAGUUCCCACCAGCAUCUGAUGGUGACCACACCAAUGGGUAUGGCAACUCUUUGGAGGCCCUGUGUCUCCUGGCUGCCCAAAGCCUGUGGAUGCAGCAGUCCAUAUUCUACGGAGGAGAACUAUGGAGACUUGGAUUGAAUGAGUCAGACCUCUGUCCCUUCCUAGACAAGGGGAUCAUCCAGAGGGACUGGCACUGUAAGGACUGCUACUCCUUCAUCCACCUCAGUGUCCAGCAGUUCCUGGCUGCCAUGUUUUACAUUCUGAAGUCUGAAGAAGGCAGGGACGGUGCUAAGUGGGAUAUUGGUGUUGUGCAGAAGCUGUUCUCUAGAGAAGUCAGAUAUAAAAACUCCAACCUGGCCCAGGCAGGGCUGUUCCUGUUUGGCCUCUUGAAUGAGAAGCGAACCCAAGAGUUGGAGACCACUUUUGGCUGCCGAACAUCGGUGGAGGUCAAACAGGAGUUACUGCAGCUAUUACAAAGCAAGCCUUUGGAGAGCAAGCCCUUCUCAGUGAUGGAUCUUCGGGAGAUUUUCUCCUAUCUAUACGAAUCUCAGGAGGAAGGGCUCGUGAAGGAAGCGAUGGCUUCCUUUGAGGAAAUGUCUUUGUGUUUAAAAACCAGCACAGACUUCAUGCAUUCUUCGUUUUGCCUAAAGAAUUGCCAAUGCGUGGAGAAAUUGUCACUGCAGGUAGAAAGAGGGAUAUUUGAGGAGACCAAAGUUGGAUUGGAGGCUUGCCUUCAGGUUUUGAAGCAUCAGAACCACAGCAGCUCUCUUUUCCUCUGGGCAGAUCUAUGCUCUGUGAUAUGUUCCAAUAAGAACCUGAGCCUCUUGGACAUCAGCCAAAGCUUCCUGAAUGAGCCCUCAGCGAGGAUUCUUUGUGACUGUUUAACCUCUGUCUCCUGUUGUCUGCAGAAAGUGGUGAUUAGAGACAUCUCCCCUAUGACUGUAUACAGGGAUAUCUGUCUGGCUCUCAUUGGCAAAAAGACACUGACUCAUCUGACCCUGGUGGGUCGUGUCCAGGAAAGCAAGACCUUACUGCUGCUGUUGUUGGGAGAGAUGAUGAAGCACAAGAAGUGCAACCUCCAGUUUCUGAGGCUGGGAUCUUGUUCUGCUUCCAUUCAUCAGUGGGAUAACUUGUUCUUGACCCUCCAUAUCAACCAGUCCCUGACAUGCUUGGACCUCUCAGACAACAAACUUCUAGAUGCGGGUGCCAUACUGCUAUGUACAGCUUUGAAGUAUCCAAGGUGCUUCCUGAAGAGGCUGUCGUUGGAGAACUGCCACCUUACAGAAGCCAGUUGCAAGGAGCUCUCUUCCGCUUUGAUGGUCAGCCAAAAGCUGACACAUCUGAGCUUGGCCAGGAAUGAUCUUGGAGAUACUGGAUUAAAAAUUCUGUGUGAAGGCUUGUGCUAUCCAGAGUGUAAACUACAGAUGCUGGUGCUACAGCAGUGUAACAUAACCAAGGUUGGCUGCAAGCAUCUCUCGGAGCUGCUCCAUGGAGACUGCAACUUAACACACUUGGACCUGGGUCUGAAUCCCAUAGCUACUGGACUGUUGCUUCUCUGUGAUGCCUUAGGGCAUUCAAACUUCAGUCUCAAAUGCCUAGGGCUCUGGGGAUGCUCCCUCAGCCCUUUGUAUUGCCAUAAACUUGCAACUGCCCUUGCGAGCAAUCAGAAGCUGGAAACCCUGGACCUGGGUCAGAAUUUCUUGGGGAAAAGUGGAAUAACGAUGAUCUUGGAGACUUUAAAAGAUAGCCAUGGGCCCCUGAAGAGACUCAGGUUGAAGAUAGACAAAUCAAACAGGAACAUUAAGAAACUGUUGAAGGAUAUGAAGGCAAGCAACCCCAGCCUGACGAUUGACAAUGUCACCAGGACAACUGCGCCCUCAUACUGUGACCUCUUCUCUGAGCACCCAGAAACCAUUCUUACUACUGACUAUCUAAGGGGAAGGGGAAUUUGA
This is a messenger RNA of Nannospalax galili (Upper Galilee mountains blind mole rat), 3057 nucleotides long. RefSeq names its product NLR family pyrin domain containing 7 (gene Nlrp7). NCBI's taxonomy places the organism in Eukaryota, Metazoa, Chordata, Mammalia, Rodentia, Spalacidae. Gene Ontology annotation, molecular function: protein binding. The coding region runs from base 1 to 3057 and encodes 1018 amino acids. The record is from RefSeq and is a predicted model, not a curated record. Gene Ontology annotation, cellular component: cytoplasm. Gene Ontology annotation, biological process: regulation of inflammatory response. The transcript has 9 exons.